GUAAUGUAAGCAUUAAUUUGUAGAACUGCAUUUAAAUGGCAGAGGAUAGUUUAAUUAUCAGCGUACAAUGCGAAAAUUCACCUGAAGGAUUACAUAUAAGCAUUUUACGCUUUUUACAUAGCUUUUUUACAUAGACAAAAAUUGGGGUACAAUACACAGCUACUUUACGUAUUUAAUACAAAUUACGAUGGAAGCUGCAAAGGAAUUUUCUUUCCCGUAUGCGGCGUUUACCCAGUGUAAGCGGAUUGGCAAGGCAAAGAAUCAGGCGAAAACAACAUCUUCCGUGGGAAAUACGGGCAGCUCCGUUGGGAUUAUUUCUAGCGCGUAUAACGAACCGGAACUGCACGAACAGCUGCAAUUAAAAAUCGGCAAGCUCUCCGUGGAAAAGGCUAAUUUAUUGAACAGAGUUGCAUCCUUGGAAAAUGAGGUGGAUUUACUAAUUACCGAGCGAGAAACUGCUGCCCACGCACAUGGUCAGCGUAUUGAACUGUUGGAAUGUAGUCUUGAUUUGCGACAGAAAGAUUUGGAGAAUAGUAUGAUACAACGUUCAGAGCUCGAAUCGUUUUUAGUGGAAUCCCAAGGAAAGUUUAGUCAACUGGAAAAAGUCUCCCAGAAGGAUGCUCAAGAUUAUCAAAACGGAAUACGGGAAAAAGAUAAUUACUGCGAAAGGUUAGAGCAAAAGGUUACGCAACUACAACUGGAGAUUCAAGAAAAGGAAAACUGCUACAAAGAAUUGAUUCUGCCAAAAAUUAUACCAGAGGUUAAAGAAAGAUAUCCUACGGAUGCUGAUUGCGGUGAUUGUCAGAAACGGAAAACUGAGACUGAGCGAACGCGCGAAGAAAAAGAAAUUCUCCAAUUAAACAUUCAAAAGCUAAUGGAUGAAGUUGUAAACGUUCGCAGAGAGUCCCAAGCCAGAGUCGAGCACUACGAAUCAAAUGCAAAGUUUUUAAUCGAGAGCGUAAAAACAAAGGAAUCUGCAGUUGUGGAGCUGGAAAGGUCACUAGAAUCCAACAGGCAGGAGAACUGCGGUCUGAUGACAGAAAAAGCCAUGUUAAAAGCACAGAUGGAUAAUAUUCUGCGUCAGCUGGAAGAAACACAAUUAAAGCUGUCUUCCCUGCAAACUGAAAAAGAAGCCAUACAGAGUGACCUUUGCCGUAAACUUGAAAAGAUGGCUGGCGAACUGAACGCAGUAAGGUUUAAUGCCGUUAAUACAAUCUCAGAAUCCAAAUCAGAACUAGAGCGCCGGUUACGUGAAGCCGAGCAGAAAUACGCUUCUAUGGAAAAGGAAUUUGAAAUGCAGCUGUCAAAACUUCAGUCAGAAAAAAGUGCUCUUAAGGAAGAGUUCGAUAAACGAUUAGCAGAGAAUGGUACACAGACAGAAGAAGAAGGGAAGCGCAGAAUGCGAGCACUGGAAGAACGGCUACAAAAUGAAGUUCAAGAAUGGAAGCAGGAAUACGAGAAAAUGAAGGACAGCCACCAGCAGUAUACUAAAAUUGUCAACGAACGUUUGGAACAGCACAGUGCAACAUUGAAAGAACGUUAUGCUUCGGAAAUCAACGAACUUCAAGAACGUGUAAAAUUACAUUUAGUUACGCAAAAAGAAAAGGAUAAAGAGGUGACAAAACUGAAGCAGACGAUUUCCCACAAAGAAAUCGACUUAAAAAGCGCCAAUUCACGAAUUAAUGCGCUCCAGAAGGAAAUCAAAGAUUUAGCUGAAAAGGUCACGAGUUUGGAUAAAGCGGACAAGGAGAACGAGAUUUUAACUGCGGAGGUUAAUCGUUUAAAAAUGCAGAAGGAUCCGGCGACCAUCACUCAAACGGUCAUCAGAGUGGAACGAGAAAUUCUCGAGGAAAGGUUGCAGGAGGAAUACGCAGAGAAACUCAACAAAUCUAAGGACAAUCUAAAACAGGAGUGGUAUAAUCAAAUCAAAGAGAUUAAUUCUAGACAUGAACAGGAAUUGUACGCAGUGUCUGGCCAGAUUUCACAACUGCAGCAUGAACGGAACGAAGAACGAUUACAGAUGGCCAAAUGUCGCAGUGAUUUUGUUGAGAAAAAACGGCAUUUGGAAGAACAAAUUACGGCAUUGGCCACACAAAGUGCCCAUGACAGCAAAUCUAUACAACAGAAAUAUGAAAUGGAGAUGAAGCGCAUGGCCAAACUCCACGACCAGAUUGUAAAGAAAAUAAAAACGGAAAAUGUUGAGUCGAUAAAAACUCUUCAGAAAGAGCAUAAACAUGAGAUGGAAGAUGCCGAAGAAAGGCUGAGAAUGGAGCGAAAUGUUUUGUUAAGGCAGCACCGAGAAGAACAGCGGAAUUUACUGGCAAAGUUAGGUGCAACGGUGCAACACUGCGCCGACAAGGAGCAGAUUCAAGAAAUUCAAUAUCUACGUAAUCAGAGCGCACAAAUGGAUUUCGAGCACCGAAAAAUUUGCAGCGAGAUGCAGCAGGACUUUGAUCGGGUGUUGGAUCGGUACAAAGUUGACUACAAAACAACGGUCGAGGCGCUGGAAAGACGAAUUAAGGACAAUAAUAAUCAAGCGCAGCAGGAAAUUGUGCAGUUAAGAAAUGCUCUGACGGAUGCCGAGAUUCAUAACCAACACUUAGAAGAGCAUCAUCAAAUCGAAAUCCAAAGGAUUCUUCGAAAUCGCGAUACCGAACUGGAGGAGGCGUUGGUUGCACAGGAGGAUAGCUUAAUGCGGGAGAACGAUGCCAAGUUAGAGAAGUACCAGAAGCAAUCCGAUCUGCAGAUCCAACAGCUGGACAGUCAAAUGCGCGAGCUGUACAAAGCGUUUGAGCGCAACACCAGUGUGCAGCACGAGACGCAUGCUAAACUCAGAACGGCACUGGAUCGCAAUGAUGCACUGGAAACCAAGCAUGCCUUCCUUCAUAGAAAGCUGCGUCAGUCAACUGACCACUGUCCUAGAGUAGUAGCCAGUGCAGAGUCUUUGGCGCGAAAAAACCAAACAGAGCUGCACUUGGCCCUGCGAAAGAGUGUGUUCACUGUGUUGAUGCCUCUGUCUGCUGCAAAGAUGGGCAAUCCCAGUAUUCCUGAGGAUUAUGCGAGGCUGUUUGUUCGUAACCUUCCUUCGACGUUUAGCAGUGAGGAUAAAGUUCGUGAGUAUUUUGGCCAAUGUGGAUUUAUACGACGGUGUUUCCUGUUGUCCGCCAGGCGUGACGAUUCCAACCGAGCAGCGUACAUCUCGUUUCGACAUCAUAAGGAGGCCGUGGAUGCGAUUGCCACGUUGGACAAGCAGAAUGUGGACGGGUCAGAGAUCAUGGUUGACUGGGAUUACGAAAAAGUGGAUACGCAUAUCACUGAGCGCGGGCGACGGGUCAACGACCCGGAAGUGAAUGGGGCACAUGGUCCUCCUCGAACGCAGUCAGCUGGCGAUUCAGGUAUUUUCUCAGACCAAGAUCAGGAACUUCCGUUCUUUUGUGAAAAAAACGGACGGCAAGUAUGCGUCGGCAAAUUGAACGCUGAAGGGUUGGCCAGCCUGCUGGGCGGUGGUUGGACAGCCGCACGCGUACCUUCAUCUCCUGGCGGACGGCCGAGGUUUGGACCACAAGAAGCGAAGCGACUGAGCUUCUCCUCGACGGAUGAUUCAAAUGGCGCAUCUACGAAGCCAUCGUUAGCGUUUCCGUCAAAAUUUUCGUCUGGUUACAGACAGAACGGUUGUAAUUCUCCCUUUGCAACAGUAUACCCGCCCAUUGAUGCCGCAACAAAUGAUUCCUCAGCCUGCCCCGCGGCUUCCGCCGUAGAUGAAGUGAAAAAAGAGGUAGCCGCUGAAAACACGCGGACUUCGUUUAGCCAGUCAAAUACCAGCUGUACCUCACCCUUGAUGAAAAGUUCCGCGCCGCAUAAAAGCAGAUUUGGCUACGUUUCUCCUGUUCCUGUGGUCUUGGACUCCGCUGCUCACCAUGAGAGUUCGGAGCUUUCAAACGCGACGGCGCAGAGACCAGCGCGGGAUACGAAACGCAUUAAUAUUCUGAGAAGCUCUCGCUAUAUCGCUCCUGUUCCCUCGACUCGAGAAACGUUGAAAACGGAGACUGCGAAGGUUCAUAAAAUUAGCCCAGCAAGUGCAAUAACCUCUAACACGAUUUGGACACAUGGGCACAUGCGUGGAUGGGAGACUGAAAAGACGUUCAUGGUUCAAGCGCUUUUCCUGGAGGCCAUUGCUCCCACGGGCCGAUUUUGGGUUGGACAAGAGAUGCUGGGUGGUGUGCCGGAAACCGUUGCAAGAAUAGCGAAAGAAAUGACCGGCUUCUAUUCUUCUGUUGUUAUACAAGAAGACUUCUACCCCAGCAGAGUGAAACAGCCCGUGGCCGUGCUGUUGGACGUGUGCGAAGGUUAUCCGCAGCUGAAUGGCAUGUGGCAUCGCGGCGUUGUUGUGGAAAUCCAAACCAAAGGCGAUCACAUCGUCUUUGUGGAACUGAUUGAUAUUGGCUACGAUGAAGCUGUAGAAAUGCAAUCGCCAAAAUGUAUUAUUCAGCCGCUGUAUGAGCGGUUCGCCCAGGAAAUUCCGCAAGUCUUUCGGGCGUUGGUUGGAGGGAUUUCCCUGGAUUCAUAUGACACACGGAUGGGCGAUUGUAUUCGUAAAGCAGUAAAAUUGAACAAUCAGCUACUGACAGCCACGCUGGAAACACAGAAACCGUUUCCAAUCAUCAGACUGUUUGAUAUGACGUGGUCUAUUCCGGUGGAUAUCACUUGCUUGGUGGUGCAGUUUAUGGAAGCUGAAAAGAGUGGUAAGGACAACGUUCGGAUUGGAAUGCCGGUGUGUGCUAACAAUGACCUUAAAGACGACUCGUACGAUUUGCUGCUGUGCGACAUGGAGGAUAUGGAGCAGUUCCAGGUAACACAGAGUGCAGUGGCUAAGGCUAUGGAUAUCUCAAAGCCACCGGCAAAUUUGGUGAGGGGUCAGGUGAACGCGACGUACAUCAAGAAAGAACAAGCGUUUAGACGGUGUCUUAUCGAUCUUGGCGGUAAAUUUCCUGACUCUAACGGCAAUGUUACUGUGGAACUCCUUGAUGUUGGUGGAGUGAAUAUUGUUCCUCUUCAUGCAGUUCACGCUUUGCCGGAAGAUCUUCAAACGGAGACUGUGGUGAAGAUGUGCCAGCUGGGCCUGGACGAUUUGCCGGAUGUUGAGCGGAUGACCGUCAGAGAAGAGUUGCGAGCCUUAGUGGGCAAGCCAUGUGCAUACCGAAUGCUCACCGAAACUGCCAAUGUGUGCCAGAUAAUGAUGUGGAAUGUGAAUACCAUGGCCGUGGUUGGCGAAGGUUUCACUGCUGAGGAGGCGGCGGGUAAGGACGAAAAGGAGACUGGAGACGAAAACAUCGCUCAUGUAUCGGAACUGAAAUGCUCCAAAACUUUGAAGCCCGGAGUGGUGGUGGAUGUGGCACCAUUGGAAGUUCUGACUGGGGAAAUUUUUACGGCAGUGGUGGAUCAGGCAAUUCAUAAGGAUCUCGCGUUCCGCACCAUGCAAGAGACCAUUCAGAAAGAGUGUGAAGCGGCAUCAGCGCCGGACGCCUUCCCGGAGAAGUAUUCCGUGGUUUUCGCUCGCUUCGCCGUGGAUAACGGAUGGUAUCGCGCUGUCAUUGAGGCCCACAAGGAUAAGACCGCGGAAGUACGGGUGCUGUUUAUUGACUAUGGAAAUCAGGAAUGGAAAACUCUGAAGGAUAUUCGACUGAUGGAUCGCAAAUGGCUGGCCGUUCCACGAGCCACGAUUCUGCUGUGUGAUGCAAAUUAUAUGCCGGCCGUGGAAGAAGAGUGGACCGAUGAGGAUAUAAAGGAUAUUCGUGGGCUGAUUAUCGGGAAAGCGUGCCGCUUUGAGCCGGAGCGAUGGGAUGAAAAGAUCGGUGUGUGGUUGGGCCGGAUGAUGGUUCCCAAGAAGAGUGGUUACGAAUACUUGGCCGAUGUGCUGGUGGCAGCCGGCAUUGCUGCAUCGGGCAACAGCCAGGCGUACCAGCAGUUGAUUCAUCGUUAACCUACCAAACGGUGGACCUUCGCGCACAUGACAGAAUUUGCUUCCGUUAAUGGGGACCGCGUGCUGCUCCUGUCCACUUGUGGUUAAUACUUAACACUGGCGGAUGUGUUCAGUUUAUAACAUUAUUGUCGUUCUGGACAGACGUUUUGUAUUGUUUUUAUUGUGUUACAGAGUUCUGUGCUGCCAGUAUUGUUAUUGGCUUUUUGCCUUUCGUUGUGUUGCCUUUAGUGAUAAGGGAAGACUUUUGUUGCACUUUUAUGUAUAAGCGGAGUAUCGUUUUCGGUUUUAUUUUGGUUGUCGGAUUGUUGGAAAAUAAUACGGUAUUUCGAUUUAAAAUUUCUUGGUUUUGUUGUACAGAAUGGCUACCGGCGCUUGCAGUCAUUGCUACAAUAAAUGGUUAUUUCA
Molecule: messenger RNA, 6385 nt
Organism: Paramacrobiotus metropolitanus
Lineage: Eukaryota; Metazoa; Tardigrada; Eutardigrada; Parachela; Macrobiotidae
Exons: 15
Coding region: 188-5980 (1930 amino acids)
Biological process (GO): spermatogenesis
Molecular function (GO): RNA binding
Source: RefSeq, a predicted model, not a curated record